AUGGCCGCGCCCAUCCGAUCCAGUCUAAGCCGUUCCGGCCGGACCUCUGUUGCCUCUAUUCGCAGUCUCUCCAAUGCUCGCCCGGCAAAGGCACAGGUUCAACCCGCCACUGUUAGAGAACAUAAACUCUCUCUUCCGCCUUCCGAUGCCACUCUUCUCGAGGAUUAUCUAAGGCGAGACGCCUUGUCGAGGACGUAUUUCGAUGCGACAGGCGUGCGAUGGGUCGGAUCUGGCGAUGACGGACCAAAGGACCCCAAUAAGGCAAAGCUGGGGAAAACUCUGCGAGUUUUGCAAGAACGAUUGCCAACGCUUUUACUACAUCCUCUUCCUCACGACAUUCUUGCGCCAAACAUCGCCCUCCAUCUUUUCCCUUCGACGCACCCUCACCUACCAACCGUCUCCGGCCGUGUCGCCUAUAACGCAGCCCUCUGGACCUCCCCGAUAGCAUGGAACCGCGUCCCCAUUCUCGGCAAUGUCUGUAUCGAGGUUCUCGCGGAGCGCAUGACAACGGAGCCCCUCACAUUCUUACCCCGCCGUGCUGGGGCAAUACCCGAGCAGCUCGUGGUCCGCUGGUGCGAGAAGCGAAAGGGUUCAGAUAGUUCUUCUGAUAGAGGAGUCAUCGCCCGGUCCCUGCCGUUCGGUCGGGGAGUCGACCCAGAUAAGGCAUUCACGGGACUGUUUGUCUUCGAUUUCGAUGCCGAGGGUCGGGUUCUAAGCCAUACUAUUGAGCAAGCACAAGCUGGUGGCGAUUGGGAAGCUGGAGUUGGUGCAAAGGUUGUCGGUCUGACUGACUGGCUCCUCGGAGGUUGUAAGAACCCCGGCACUCCUAUACCAAUGUUUGAGCGAGUGCGAAGACGACGAUCCAUCUAA
Messenger RNA from Fusarium mangiferae, 870 nucleotides. RefSeq lists its product as uncharacterized. The record is from RefSeq and is a predicted model, not a curated record. The transcript has 2 exons. Lineage: Eukaryota; Fungi; Ascomycota; Sordariomycetes; Hypocreales; Nectriaceae. Bases 1 to 870 code for a protein of 289 amino acids.